Tyto alba (common barn owl) is the source of this 9977-nucleotide messenger RNA. It is a transcript of the gene MGAT5, whose product is annotated as alpha-1,6-mannosylglycoprotein 6-beta-N-acetylglucosaminyltransferase. Gene Ontology annotation, cellular component: Golgi apparatus. The transcript is spliced from 18 exons. Gene Ontology annotation, molecular function: alpha-1,6-mannosylglycoprotein 6-beta-N-acetylglucosaminyltransferase activity. Gene Ontology annotation, biological process: protein N-linked glycosylation. Bases 471 to 2696 code for a protein of 741 amino acids. NCBI's taxonomy places the organism in Eukaryota, Metazoa, Chordata, Aves, Strigiformes, Tytonidae. The record is from RefSeq and is a predicted model, not a curated record.
UGCACGCGGGCGGGCGCUGCCUGGGCCGCGCUCUCGCUCCCUCGCUCGUUCUCGCCCGCGGCCGGCAGUUUGCAGACGCUCCCUGGCGCCCGCCUCCAGGUGGCCCGGCCCCCACAGCGGGCGCGGCGGCCGCCCCUCAAGCCCGCGCCGGCCUCCGCGGAGGGGCCAUGGGCGAUGCGCUGCUCCCGGCGCGGGGAGCUGCGCACAGGCGGCGCCGGAGGAGAUGACAAAUGACAAAUGUAAAAUCAAGAAUGACAUAAGACGAUGUCAAGUAUUAGCUUUUGACUAAGGAUAGUUGCAAGGAAGCAAAGACAAAAAGGAUGGAACUGAAAUACAGAUAUAUGUUGACUAAGGAGUUGGAAUAAGACUGAGUCCUGCUCUGUGAUAUUUAUGUACCUGGACCAUGAACUCGCUGUUUGGCUUCACGCUUUAGGAACCUUUGUAGUAACUGUGUGAAGCUGUUGGGAAUCAUGGCAUUCUCUCCAUGGAAGCUGUCCUCUCAGAAACUUGGCUUUUUUCUGGUGACUUUUGGUUUCAUUUGGGGAAUGAUGCUCCUGCAUUUUACUAUUCAGCAGCAAACACAACAUGAAAGCAGUUCAGUCCUGCGUGAGCAAAUUUUGGAUCUCAGCAAAAGAUACAUCAAAGCAUUAGCUGAAGAAAAUAAAAAUGUGGUUGAUGGGCCUUAUGUUGGGACAGUGACAGCAUACGAUUUGAAGAAGACUCUUGCUGUCUUGUUGGAUAAUAUCUUGCAGCGCAUUGGGAAACUGGAGUCCAAGGUGGAAAAUCUUGUACUUAAUGGAACAGGAGCAAACUCUACCAACAAUACUACCACUCCUGCUCCCAGCUUAGGAGCAGUUGAAAAGCUUAAUGUAGCAGAUCUCAUAAAUGGGGCCCAAGAACAGUGUGAAUUGCCUCCUAUGGAUGGUUUUCCUCACUGUGAAGGGAAAAUAAAGUGGAUGAAAGAUAUGUGGCGAUCGGAUCCCUGUUAUGCAAGUUAUGGUGUAGAUGGGUCCACGUGCUCCUUUUUUAUUUACCUCAGUGAGGUUGAAAAUUGGUGUCCUCGUUUACCUUGGAGAGCAAAAAAUCCUAAUGAAGAAACAGAUCAAAAAACGGUGGCUGAAAUUCGUAUCAACUUUGAUAAUCUCUACAAAAUGAUGUCAAGACAUGAGGAAUUCAGGUGGAUGAUGUUACGCAUCAGACGAAUGGCUGAUACCUGGAUUGAAGCAAUUAAAUCACUUGCAGAAAAACAAAAUUUGGAGAAGAGAAAACGUAAAAAGAUUCUUGUUCAUCUAGGGCUUUUGACAAAAGAAUCUGGAUUCAAGAUUGCAGAAAAUGCAUUUAGCGGUGGCCCGCUUGGUGAAUUAGUCCAGUGGAGUGAUUUAAUUACAUCUCUCUACUUACUGGGCCAUGACAUCAGGAUUUCAGCUUCACUGGCAGAGCUCAAGGAGAUUAUGAAGAAGGUUGUAGGUAACAGAUCUGGAUGCCCUACCCAAGGGGAUAAAGUUGUAGAACUCAUUUACAUUGAUAUUGUGGGACUCACUCAGUUUAAGAAAACCCUUGGUCCAUCCUGGGUACAUUACCAGUGUAUGCUGAGAGUUCUGGAUUCCUUUGGAACUGAACCAGAGUUUAACCAUGCGCAUUAUGCCCAGUCUAAAGGCCACAAGACACCAUGGGGGAAGUGGAACCUUAAUCCACAGCAGUUUUAUACAAUGUUCCCUCACACUCCAGAUAACAGCUUCCUUGGAUUUGUAGUGGAGCAGCAUCUGAAUGCCAGUGACAUUAAACACAUUAAUGACAUCAAAAGGCAGAAUCAAUCUCUCGUUUAUGGAAAAGUAGAUAAUUUCUGGAAGGAUAAGAAGGCUUAUCUGGACAUCAUCCACACCUAUAUGGAAGUCCAUGGAACUGUUCACGGGACAAGCACCAUUUAUAUUCCUGGUUACGUAAAAAACCAUGGUAUACUCAGUGGGCGGGAUUUGCAGUUUCUACUGAGAGAAACCAAACUGUUCGUUGGUCUUGGAUUUCCAUACGAAGGGCCAGCUCCUUUAGAGGCUAUUGCUAAUGGAUGUGCUUUUCUAAAUUUAAGAUUUAACCCACCAAAAAGUAGCAAGAACACAGAAUUUUUCAAAGGCAAACCUACACUCCGAGAGUUGACAUCUCAGCACCCCUAUGCUGAAGUUUACAUUGGGAAGCCCCAUGUCUGGACUGUAGACAUCAAUGAUCUUUCUGAAGUUGAGAAGGCUGUGAAAUCAAUUUUGAAUCAAAAGAUUGACCCUUAUUUGCCCUACGAAUUUACAUGUGAGGGAAUGCUUCAGAGGAUGAAUGCUUUUAUUGAAAGACAGGAUUUCUGUCACGGGCAGGUGAUGUGGCCCCCAUUAAGUGCCCUUCAAGUAAAAAUUGCUGAACCUGGAAAAUCCUGUAAACAAGUUUGUCAGGAAAGCCAGCUCAUCUGCGAGCCUUCCUUCUUCCAGCAUCUUAACAAGGACAAAGCUCUGCUUAGGCAUAAUAUCGAAUGUCUCACCAUGGAGUCUGCAAAUGAUAUUCUGGUCCCCUCUUUUGAUGGAAGAAGGAAGCACUGUGUUUUCCAAGGUGACCUCUUAUUGUUCAGCUGUGCCGGAUCCCACCCAACCCACAGAAGAAUCUGCCCCUGCAGAGACUAUAUUAAGGGGCAGGUUGCGCUUUGUAAAGACUGCCUAUAGCAGCAGCAGAGCUUCUUUUGAGUUGAGGACAAAAUGUAAGUAGUUUUGAGAGGAGCUACUUAUUACUUCCUGCACUUUGUCCAGGUUUUUCGCUGCAGGCAGAGCUAUCAUUGCUGGGCAGAAUUAUCUACUAAGAGAGGAGGGAUUCCUAACAAACAGCUAACUGAUCUUUUUUUCCUGUAAGAACAUUUGCAGUGUAACUCUUCAGAUUCCUUCAUCUGUUUGCGAAGAGAAAUGCGUUUCAUGUUCUACAGUGAUUUGAAGAUGACUGCACAGAAUAGUUUGUAGAAAAUUCCCAGACCCAUCAAACUUCUUUUUUUUGUUGUUCAGGUGAAGUGUUUCCUACUUUUUUGAGUUCGGACAUCCCCCAUCAUGAUUACCUAAAGGAUCUCAACUUCAUUCCAGUAGAAAAUUGAAAAAAGUGUGCUUGAGGGAAGGGGUGCAGGGGAGGGAGGACUAGCAUUUUAUUCUGGGUGCACUGUUUUGGGUACUGCUUUAGCUUGAAUGGCUAUAAAGUGGUUUACUUCACAAGAACUCGGAAUCACAAGAUAGCUCUGUACCCUGUUAUUGGGUUAUCUGGGUCCAGUUCUUUUUUAAUUUUUCCUUUUUUUUUUUUUUUUUUUUAAUAUCUUUGUAUACAACAAGGUAUUGUCUGCAUCACAGCUGCUGCCUCAGAGCAGUCUAAACAGAGAGUAUCAUGAAUGAGCAAAUAGGCAGUUGCCAGCGUGUGGUACAUGUUGGUGACUCGACAACUGACUAGGGUUGUGGCAUUCUUCAGUGUGGAAAAGCUACAAAAACAUACUGCCAUUUUUGGAAUGGACUUGUCACAGUUUACUGGUCCCAUUUAGAGAGUAAUCCUUGGAAUUUGCCCAUGCUUCUGUUGUAGUCUGUCUACUAGAAAUACUGUGUGAAGCAAAAAAGUAUUCAGCAUCAUUGGAGCAAUAUUAUCGUUAGAGCCUCAGUUUGCUACGGCUUCCAGUAGUUAAAGUGUUGCUGAAUGACAUAGAAAGGUUAAACUAAGCUAACUAUAAUUAUUGUAUGGUAGAAAUGUAAAAUGUCUUCAUAACUAGUUAGGUUUUUAAAGAGAAUUUUUUUCUGAAGAACAAGAGGAGACAAACAAUUACUAAGAAAAGCAUUGAUGAAUCUCGUGGGUUCUUUGAUUGUUUUUCUGUUGGGGGGUUGUUUUGUGUUUUGUUUUUUUUUUGUUUGGUUGGGGUUUUUUUGUUUUUGUUUUUUAGCAGGCACACCAGUUACAAAUUUAGAAUAAAACAGUUCAAGAUUUUGGAAUUCCAAUCAAACUUCAUUUUUUUAGAGCACCAAGUUAAAUCUUCUAAACUGCCUUCUUUUUAGAGAGGUAAUUUUUGUUAUUUUCAGCUGAAGGUGGCAUGCUUGACAGCACCAUUUGGAGUAAGGAAAUGAUAUGCUAAGAUUAGUGAGAAACAAAUCUGCAGUACACUUUGAAAGCAGUCGUAGACUGCAGGUUUACAAUUUGGAUGUGCUCUGACCAUACCGGAAAAAAACAUCAAAUCAAGGAGGAUUUUUUCAUAAAGAUUAACAAACAUUACCAGGUAACAAUGAAAAGCACAGAUACGUUAAGUUUUUCUUUCUUGGAUAUAUCUGGUGGGUUCAGAUUUUUCUUGUAACUGGCAUUCAUGAUCUGUGUGUGAAUAUUGAUGUAUCUCUUGACCUACCAAAGACCAAGCAAGGGAAAUGCUAUUUCAUCAUGGAUAAAUUCUCAAGGCCAGGGAACAGAACAGUAUACAUUUGUAGUUUCAAUUUAAAAGCAGUGAAUUCGCUUUUUCAAGUUUUUCAUUUCCUGCCUCAGCACUCCUGACUCUGUUACCCUGUGACACUCCGUAACGUUGCUGGAGAAUACACAGGAGCUUAAUCCUGAGAGCCUGUUGAGUAUCCAGGAAGGAUAUGUGGGAGCUGUUGAACAGCAGGCUCACCACUAACUGGGUUGUGAUGAUGAUAAAAUCUGCCGUAUUUUAGAGUAAUUUUCCAGAAACAGAACAGCUGGGUCCUAUAAUGGGAGGCAAACUUUUUGUAUGAAAAGAAAACAAAUACAAGCUAGUAUGAAAAUCCUUACUGUUACCAUAGCUCAGCAUUUGCUCCAGUCAGCACAAAUGUAGUUUACAAUCAUUUUAAUACCCUGGAAGAGCUGGGGGAGGAGGAUCGGAAAUGGGUCUGAGCAGGUGCAACAAUUAAUUUUGUAUUUAUAUAAAAUAUUGCCCGCAUACCUGUGCAUAUUUGUGCAACUGGAAGAUCCUGCGUAUCAAAGUAUAUAUACUUCUACCUGGUGCUGAAAGUAAAGGCAACAGCAGAACUUGCCUUUUCCAGUUCAGCCUGAGGUUCUUCAGGCAGGAAUUCAGUUUUAAAUGAGAUACCAUAGAAUUACAUUGGAAACAGAGAUUUGUAUGUGAGCACUUAAAGAAUGCAAAACACGUAGUUUUUGCUGUAGUGUAAUUCCUUGCUGUAAAUACAUAUUUGCUUCUUUCCCCCCCACUGUAUGGUCCACAUGGCAUACCGCAUUUUAUUUUGCCUCUAAACCUUUAAAGACGGGAGGGUUUUGGUAUUUGUUAUUAUAAGAUUUUCUGGUCUAGUGCUUUGCUCGAUGCUAAGUUUGCCUUUGCCACAGCAGGGAGAGUCUAUUAUAAGCUCUGUUUUUUCAUGCUGUAGCACUGUUUCUUUCUAGUCUACUGAACUGAAUUACUGCAUACUGGCAAAAAUGAAACAGCAAACACCAAUGCCACUUGCAUCUCAGCCAGGGACAGAACAUCUAAACUGGCUUCAGAACCGGUUGGGUCUGAUCCUAUUUCUGCUGAAAGCGAUAGAGAAGACUCAUUAAUCCUAAAGAAAAGAGAAUCAAGACCUCUAAUUUGAUAGGCCUCUAUUAUUAAUUUAAACUCUAUUUUCAGAAGAAAUAGUACUUCCAUGAAAUACAGCUUGAGUCUAGAUUUCUGUAAAAGGAGACUAUCAUAUGAGAACUGUAAGUGCAUCAACUUUGUAAACAUUACUGACUAAACCCGCUGCCGCGCUGCCCCGUCACACAGCGGAGCGCGCCCGUGCGUUGGCAGAUAAGUGAAUCCUUCCGCAGAUAAGCACUCAGGCAGAUCCGUGAGGGACUAUUUAAGAGCUCGAAUGAUUUACUAAAACAUAUAAUAUAUCUCCACAUUUCAGGAUGGAGGGCAGCCUUCUGUCCAAGUUCCAUAAAUAUUUUCCUUCCUAAUUAAAGGUGUAGUCCAACUCUUGCACUUAAACAAGGACAUUAGAGGUGGGACUGUGCUACUGUUUUCCAGUCUGACAGUAAAGCUUGCAGCUUCCUUUACUCAGAAAUCAGGUUUUUGCAUGACUUGCAUUUGAAUAUAUUGAUCAGUGAUUGAUGGGAAAAAAAAUGUCAACAGUUGAACAUAAAAAUGUUUUACAAGCUUUUAAACAUAUCUCUCAUAUCAAGACAUUCUUUGUUUUAAAAUUUUGUAUUUUUGUAUGUGACCUAGUUUUUUUCAAAAAUCUUGUUCCUACGAGAUUAGAAAACUUGAGAGAAGCAUUUACAUAUUUAUUAAAAUUAACAUAAAAGGCUUGCCUUUGAAAGGUAAAGUUGCUAAAUACACACUGUUUAAAAAUGCCAAUAAAAACCUCAUUUAUUUCAUAUAUGCAAGUUGAUUUGCACAUGUAUAAAUAGAGUUGCUUUUUGCAUUUUUUGCUUAGUUUCUAUGGGGUUUUUUGUAAUUUAUAGAUGCAGCUGUGUGUUUGCUUGUUUAUAUCAAAUUAUGUUUCUCCUACAAAUAUUUAAUGUUUAUGUGCCUUUUUUUUUACUUUCCUUGGGGUUUGGAUGAGUGUUUGGAAUAUGGACACUGUCUGAACAAGUAUAAUGGAACACUAAUUACAGGUAAAAAUAGCACUUGAUGGCUCUACAACUUAGCAGUAUGAAUUUUUAAGUAGUGAAUUUUAAGUAGCGGAGAAAUCUGUUGUAAAACUAUCAGGUAAGAGUUAGCAAGAUAAGAGAGACUAGAACUUUGAUAAUUCUUGCAAGACAUUGCUUCUGCAAGCAGAAUACCCUUUCCCGAGUAUCUAAUGUGACACGGGAGCUCCUGCUGGGAUGGGAUGUCUGCUCAAUGACCAGAGAGCAAAGGAAAGCCGUGACCUUCCCCAAGGAGACAAUGCGAACAGGAAACCUCUCGAAACAGCCGCAUCUGGUUUGAUCAGCAGGGAAAUGGACGAUGCACAUUAAAGUUUGUGAGGUGUUGGUUUUUCGGAUAAAGGCGGCUGUAGAGGGAAGUGGGCAAGGUGAUGCCUGGUGCUACCAGAAGCAUACAGUCCUUCUAGGAUACCUGAAUUUACACUUCUCGGUGGGGAAGGGAACUCUGGAUAUUCGGCGUAUUGCAGAUGUCUUUCUUUUUAAUGCUACCGCUUUUCUGCAGGAGGAGUAUUUUGCAAAACGGCUGCCGGUCAGGUUUCGGCUGCAGACGGCAGAACGGGGUUGCAGGCAGAGCCAGGACUCUGCACCUUCCCCGCUCAGCUCGGCUCCCAGCUGCUACGUUUCUGUUGAUAGCAGCCACAAAUCGGGUUGUUAGCAGAUGUCUUCUCUCCUCACUUAAUCAGGUUGUGCUACUGUCCUUUAAAAUCCUAGUCAAUGUCCUUGAUUCAUCCUUCAUAUGAAAGACAUGGCCCUCCCCUCUCAAAAAUGAGUGGCCCAUCUAAAUUACAAAGAUGACUUACAAGUUUGCAGCACUUUUCACAUAAACAAAAUCCAAAUUGCUUUCUCAGGUAUGUAUUUUGCUCAUAGUGCAUUUCAGGAGCAGAUUUUGCUAGUAAAAUACAUGAAAUGGGAUGAAUCAGGCUGGAUACAACUCAUCCAAGUCUAAUUAACUUCAUGACUCCCACUGGCUUCCGUGAUAGCAGAACUCCUCCAGUAAUUUUUCUUCAAAUUAAAAAAGCAGCUCUCCCUUUUUAAUACAUACAAAGCACUGUAUCUUACAAGAUAAAGACCAAACACUUGCAGGUUACAUCGUACACAUAUCAGCAGCCAGUUUGCUUGCUGUUACAGCAUACAUUAUCUCUGACUGAGCUGUUGUUACUUAUCAUUAAAGUAUCAGCUGAAAACUUGGUUAAGUAGCUGUUCAGUCUACAGUUUGGAGUUGGAGGGUGGGGUGUUUGUUGUUUUGUUGCUUGUUUGUUUUAAAGAGACUGUUAGUUACCAGUUUCCAGUUUCACAGUCUUUUUUUCUAGGGGUGCUAACGUUUUGGCAGGGCUGUUUCUUUGUGAUGUUUGUCCCACAGCUGCUACGCCUUCAACUUUUGACUGGCGAUCUCUUAGUAGUUCUCCUCUGGUCCCAUCAUUUUAGGGAUCGCUGCGGAGUCGAGGAGAAUAAUGCACUGACAGAUGUAUGCUUUCGUUCAGGCUGAGGCGGCCAGGGACAGAUAUGGUUUCGUUGAGGUAUGCUUUAAUAAUACUGCUGUAGAUGUAACAGCAAAACAUACCGUUUUACGGGCAGUGACUUAAAUCUCAUCUUCGUAUUUUUAAGCAGCUUUAUAGUUUGGGUUUUUUUUUUUUUUUAAAUUAGUUUGGAAUUUCCAAAUAUUAUAUUUAAAUGGAAUGUGUAAACAGCAAACUCCGUGUAUCAAGUGUAAGAUGUUUACUGUAGGAAUGUGUUGAAAAUACCAGAGGCUGAACCCCAGAAUGCCUCAGACAUGAGGGAGGCAUUGUUCAUGUUCUUUCUUCCAGGGAAGAAUAACAAAGUGCAACCGUUGCCAAAGUGUCUUGCUUUUAUAGGUGUCAUCUUUUCCAUAGCCAUGUAAUUAUGAACAUACAAUAGUAUGUUUUAAUUCAGCAGACCUCUCUCAGCAGCACUAAGCCUCCUGUUUAUUAAAUGGGUAAAUAAAUUCAGGUCCUUGAAAGUUUUGGUAGAAUGAGUAAUAGCUUCACCUUCCACACACAGAAACCGCUUAGAAACAAUUCAGCGGUGAUUGAGGGAGGAGCCCCCUUCUCUCCGCCGGGAGGGUCGGCGCGGGGGCGGUUUAGCUGAGGUGGGCUGUGCAUGGGAACAGGAUUUGUCACCUUGUGUCAGGGCUGGCAGGACUGAAGCCCUGGGUGCCCUCACGUUUCACAGCGGCGGUAACAACCGCCUGCUCCUCCGUACAGGAAAACACGUCUGUAGUGCACCGCGCUGCAGACUUGCAGAUAGCAGCCCUGGGCCAGCGCCGCUCCGCUCAUGGCCGGCCCCACAGGAGGGGCUCAGUCAGUCCUGCAGGAGCCAGCAAAAUCCUUGGCUUUUGGGGGAGAGCAUGUAAAUAACACUACGGCAUCCACUGGAGCCAUCCAGGCACUUGACAAAGUGCAUGUGACACGUCCUGGCUCAGACUCUGGCAGCUGCAAAGUGGUUUGAAGUAUCAAAUAGGUAAUCGAGUGGAACUGCUGUCUGAAGGCAACUAAUUUUCAUAGGGUCAUACCCAGAACUGAUUUGUUACGUUCAUUAACAGGUCUCUGGCAGUACGGUGACAGUGAAAACCAUUUUAAAGCAGCCGUGGGUUUAGUUGGUUUUCACAAAGGAGUACAGCAGAGGAGGAGGAAAUGGCAGUUCCUACCAAAGGGAAAAAGUAAAUUUUAUGACAAGAGUUACCCUGAAGAUUGUUAGAGAGCUAAAAGAAAACUCUGGGGAAGUAUUUCCAAAGCUAAUUUGAGCUUGGAGCUGUCGAUCCCCCCUAGCUUGCUAGGCUGACCGCUGCAGGGGGUCUCCAGAGCGCGAGGCUGGGUGGCUCUUUGGUUUCUGGUCUGAAAGGUUCCGUGCAGGAGGAGUCUCCCUCCGUGGGUGAAGGGGGUCAGAGUCUGAAUAAUCCCUGUAGCACUGUAAAUUGAAAAAAAAAAAAAACAAACUACUGAAAUCUGUAGAAAUAAGAUUGCUGGUUUUUGCAGAUAAUAAUUUGGAGUCAGUGAGAGUUUUUAUCUGUACAUAAGAACUUCAGGGUCAGGCUGGUACUGUAUGUGUUUGGUUUGAAUUCUCUCCUAGAAGGUUGAUCCUUUGUUUUAUUUAAAUGGUUGUGUUCCACUAUAUUAUGUUCAAGCAGUUUGAAUUAGAAAGAACAGAACACAGUGGUUCAGAUACUGUCAAAUUACUGGGGUUCAACGGGAUGGAAUUUUUUUAAUUUAAUUUUUUUUUUUUUUUUUUAGAAAAGUAAAUGUCUGUACUUUAAUGGCAUAGAAAAAUGCUUUGUUUUCACUGUUGUAGAAAAAAUCUAGGGAGAACUUUAUUUUUCAAUAAACCUUUUUCUUGUGUGAUUUGGA